AUGGGUCAUAUGACACUUUGUGAUGAGACUUCGAUUGAUGGCAUAUCAUAUUUCCUUCCACACCAUGGUGUAUUAAACGAGCAAAGUCAAACAACUAAACUUAGAGUUGUCUUUAAUGGGUCUUCUUCUACUGAUACUGGUGUGUCACUGAAUGAUAUCCUACAUACUGGGUCGAUCAUUCAGGAUGACUUAUUGGAUAUUCUGCUUAGGUUUAGGCAGUUUAAUGAGGUUGUUUGUGCGGACAUUGAAAAAAUGUAUCGUAUGAUCUGGGUGGCUUCAGAACAAAGAUGUCUUCAAAAAAUCUUAUGGAGAAGAAAACCUGAUGAAGAUGUUCAGGAGUAUACUUUAAAUACUAUUACCUAUGGUACCAGGUCAGCAGCGUACUUGGCCAUACGCUGUUUGAAGCAGUUAGGAUUGGACAAUCUUGAACGACAAGUUAUAUGUUUGGAUCCAGUGGAGAUCCAAUUACACGGAUUUUGUGAGGCCAGUAUGGAAGCCUAUGGUUCUUGCGUGUAUAUAAGAAGUGUCGAUAAGAAUGGUUCUGUUAAGAUUUCAUUAAUUUCUGGGAAAUCAAAAGUGGUACCACUUAAAUCAUUGACCAUUCCUUGA
Diorhabda carinulata is the source of this 609-nucleotide messenger RNA. RefSeq lists its product as uncharacterized. Bases 1 to 609 code for a protein of 202 amino acids. NCBI's taxonomy places the organism in Eukaryota, Metazoa, Arthropoda, Insecta, Coleoptera, Chrysomelidae. The transcript has a single exon. The record is from RefSeq and is a predicted model, not a curated record.